Molecule: messenger RNA, 680 nt
Organism: Camelina sativa (false flax)
Lineage: Eukaryota; Viridiplantae; Streptophyta; Magnoliopsida; Brassicales; Brassicaceae
Source: RefSeq, a predicted model, not a curated record
UUCAGCGUGUGGAUACAUUACAGAUGGAGAUCUGGGUUACAACUAAGAUUGAGCCCAACACCGUGUCGUGGGGCAGCAAGUUCUUCUUAUCAGCGGAUAUGAGAGCACUCAUCGGCCAUGAGUUUAUGUUUUCGCAUAUGAGAGCACUCAACGGCCAUGAGUUUAUGUUUACGCAUACUGGUUGUAGUUUCUUCAUUGAUGAGGAGAAGAAAGUCGCUGUGGUUUUCGAUAAAAGCAAAGACAGGAUGAGCACCAGCAAUGCAGCUUACAUUAUUGGAGAGGAUGGAUCCUCCUUGAAAGAAGUGGAAUUGGAUCUUGGAGAAUCUCCAAACACUUAUCUUGAACCAAUUGCGUGCUCUUAUGUUCCAAGUUCUGUGCUACUUGAAUAGUUCAUUAUUUCACGAUACCUAUCAUAAUUCACUUCUGUCUCUCAUCCUUCUUUUUGUUUGCGAUAUUUGGCUUCCUUGUGCUGCUCAAGUCCCUUCUUCUGUUGUAGUAGACUCAUAUUGCAAAAAUUUCUGUAUCUUUUCUUUCAUUUGUUAUGUUUCUGUUCUUGCAAAUUGGCAGCUCUGCUGUUGUGAUUUAUGCAAGAACAGAGUAGGCUGCGUUUAGCUUUAAAAUUUGCAAGUAGGUAUCCUUAGAUCUGUAUGGGAUCGUACUAAAUGCUUCUUCGACGACCA